AUGUCGACCGUGGUGCCCCGCGACUCCCCGGGACUCCAGGCCCCCGCGGCAGCCGGGCAGAAGCCUCCGCCCUCCCUCAAGCCCUGCUGCGCCUGCCCGGAGACCAAGCGGGCGCGCGACGCCUGCAUCAUCGAAAAAGGAGAAGAACACUGUGGUGCUCUUAUUGAGGCCCACAAGGAGUGCAUGAGAGCCUUGGGUUUUAAGAUAUGA
Messenger RNA from Podarcis lilfordi (Lilford's wall lizard), 210 nucleotides. The record is from the annotation of a GenBank genome assembly. Lineage: Eukaryota; Metazoa; Chordata; Lepidosauria; Squamata; Lacertidae.